CCCUGUAGAAGUAAACAUGUUUUUGUUGUUGUGUUGGAGUGAGUAAUUGUAAUUUAUCUCCAGGUAUUUGCCGAAAAUUAGCCAAAAAUAGAAAAUAUGUCGCACCAAACUGGGAUAAAAGGUAAUGAUAAACUUACAAAAGUGUUUGCAAAAAGCAAAAACGGAAAGCUGCGUGUGAUAAAGGUAUCAAUAGAAAAUGAGGAGCUCAAUUGUACUGCCACGGCAGAUGUAAAGAAAGACUGGGAGAGGGACUAUGACAAACUGAUCAGUCCACUAAUAGAAGAAAGCGUACCAUGUUAUAUUCUUUAUCGCUUGGAUAGUAAAACCUCACUUGGUUAUGCCUGGCUAUUGUUGAGUUGGGUACCCGAUAAUGCCACCAUAAGACAAAAAAUGGUUUAUGCUUCUACAAAAGCCACGCUUAAAACAGAAUUUGGCUCGGCACAUAUUACUGAAGAAAUACACGCAACAACAUUAGAAGAAACGACUUUUGAAGGCUAUGUUCGGCAUAAACAAGACUAUGCAGCACCAGCACCACUAACAACUCGUGAGGAAGAGUUAGUAGAGUUGCGAAAAACUGAAAUCAACACCGAUAUAAAUACCGAUACGCGUCACCAAACACUGGGUGGAGUAGCGUGUCCAAUGUCUGAUACCACUGUCGAGGCGGUAAAAGAUUUAUUACGAGGUUCAUAUGAUUAUUUGCAAUUUCGAAUAGAUCUCGAAGAGGAACGCAUACAUGUGUCAAAAGCAGCAGUGGUUCCGCUGAGUGAGUUGCCCCGUCAAGUCCCGACGGAAAAUGCACGCUAUCACUUAUAUCUCUUCAAGCACACGUACGAAGGUGAAUAUCAAGAAGCUUAUUUUUUCAUUUACUCCAUGCCUGGAUAUACAUGUUCAGUACGUGAACGCAUGAUGUAUUCUAGCUGCAAAGCACCGUUUUUAGAAAAUUUGAACAUUCUUGGUGUUAAUGUAGUAAAGAAGUUGGAAGUCGAUAGUGGAUCAGAACUGACUGAGGAGUUUCUACUCGAUGAACUCCACCCAAAAAAGCUUGCCAGCAGACCAGCAUUUGCAAAACCGAAAGGCCCACCUAGUCGCGGUGCAAAGGGCUUGACUCGCCCACAAGAGCAAUCUUAACUGCAAUAUAAGUAUAUAUACAAAUAUGGGGCUCUGUGUUGCAACUCGCACCUCGCGGCAAUCAUUUUACUAAUGCUUUCCUUUUUCUUCCACCUGAUGUUUAAUUUACAGUCUAUCAAUAUUACGAUUACUUGAAUAGUAUUUUUGCAAUUUAUACACACCCUUCUUGAUAUACAUAGAAUGAAAUGUAUUAUUCAAUGUUAGAAGAUAUGUAUGUAUAUUCGUGAUAAUCGUGCAAGAUUCGUUCAACUAUUAAAUAUUACGUAAAUAUUUACAUGAGCGCAUAAAAAUAUGUAUGUACAGCGAUUAACUGCUUCAAUUUCAAAUCGUAUUCGAAGGUCAUUCAUCGUUAGCAUUUCAAGUAUAUAAGUUGUUGCAAUUUAUCAUAUCAUGUGUUCUGUUGCAUAACAAACGCUUUCUAUAAGGAAUCGUAGUCAGUUCAAUAACAUACAUACAUAUACACAAAAGUUGAAGUUAAACAAUUUAUAUUUGCUCUGUUUGUUUAACAAAUAAGAAUAAAGUCUUCUAUACAUGUCUAGCUGUCUAAUGUAACGAAUGUAUUUAUAACGAAAUAAUCUUUAGCAAAUAUACAAAGACUCAAAAUAAAACAAAA
Molecule: messenger RNA, 1741 nt
Organism: Rhagoletis pomonella (apple maggot)
Lineage: Eukaryota; Metazoa; Arthropoda; Insecta; Diptera; Tephritidae
Gene: twf
Product: twinfilin
Exons: 4
Coding region: 97-1128 (343 amino acids)
Biological process (GO): positive regulation of neuron projection development; regulation of lamellipodium assembly; barbed-end actin filament capping
Cellular component (GO): actin filament; myofibril; cytoplasm
Molecular function (GO): actin filament binding; actin monomer binding
Source: RefSeq, a predicted model, not a curated record